This is a messenger RNA of Alternaria triticimaculans, 471 nucleotides long. RefSeq lists its product as uncharacterized. The transcript is spliced from 2 exons. Lineage: Eukaryota; Fungi; Ascomycota; Dothideomycetes; Pleosporales; Pleosporaceae. The record is from RefSeq and is a predicted model, not a curated record. Bases 1 to 471 code for a protein of 156 amino acids.
AUGUUCCCCCCACACCCCAUCCAAUCCCAAUUGCUCCAGCUAAGCAUACCACAGAUCGCAUACCUCAUCAUCCUCUGUGAGAACGAAGGCAAGAUCGAUGCAAAGAUCGGUAACGCGCCCAUCCCCGCCGGUCGCUCCAUCAUCUCCUGCAAGAAACUCCUCGUCCGCCUCAAGGAGAAGCACAAGGACGACAUUACCAAGAUCAAGAACGGCCAAGCCUUUGGUCCACCUCCUACUACUACCGACGCCACUCCCGAGAAACCCAAGGCCAAAGCCACACCCAAGAAGCGAAAGAGCAAGCUUGACCUUGACGCCAGCGCUGAUGGCAACGGCGGUGAUGGUGGUGAAGCAGAAGGUUCCCCGAAGAAGAAGGCUACGCCCCGGGGUCGCAAGAAGAAGGUUGAGGUCAAGGAGGAGGUUAAGGAAGAGGAGGGUCUUGUAGAUGAGGAGAUGCUGGAGGAGGAGGUUUGA